Molecule: messenger RNA, 1530 nt
Organism: Dictyostelium discoideum AX4
Lineage: Eukaryota; Evosea; Eumycetozoa; Dictyosteliales; Dictyosteliaceae
Gene: bzpH
Exons: 2
Coding region: 1-1530 (509 amino acids)
Biological process (GO): regulation of DNA-templated transcription
Cellular component (GO): nucleus
Molecular function (GO): DNA-binding transcription factor activity
Source: RefSeq, a predicted model, not a curated record
AUGAUGAACUCACCAAGAAGUUUGGAUAGCAGUGACGGAAGUGUAGAUAGUAGUAGUGUUUAUAGUGGAACAAGUAGUUUUGGUAGUAGUUUUACAAGUAGUACAGGUAGUGGUUUCACAAAUUCAAUGCUAUUUGAUGAUGAAGAAGCAAAAAAGAAAAAAAUAAGACAAAUGCAAAAUAGACAAUCAGCAGCACAAUAUAGAGAAAGAAAAAAGGAAUAUUUAGAAAAGUUGGAAACAAUCGUUGAUAAUUUGGAAUCUGAUAGAAAUCAAUUAUUACAACAAACUAAACAAUUGGGAAUGUUACAAAAUGAAAACUAUUUAAAGAUUAAUCAAUUAGAAGAACAAAUUGAAAGUGCUCUUAGAGAGAAUAAUGAUUUAAAAUCAAGAUUAUCAGACUUAUUAUCAAAACAACAACCUCAUGAUAAUAGUAAUAGUAAUAGUAAUAGUAAUAAUAAUAGCAAUGUUUCUCCAAAUAAUAGUAUAAACAUUUUAAAUAAUAAUAAUAGUAGUAGUAGUAAUAAUAAUAAUAAUAAUAGUAAUAGUAAUAAUGGAGGAAUUGGCUCAUUCAGUAAUAUUUUAAAUAAUAAUAUUAAUAAUAAUAUAUCAUCAUCAUCACCAUCAACACCAUCAUGUUCAUCACCAUCAUUUUUAGAGGGCAGACAUUUCUCUCAUUUACAACAGCAACAACAACAACAACCACAACAACAAAAUUCACCACAAAUACUACAAUCACCAAUACCAUUACAACACUCACCAUUACCAAUACAACAGAUAUCACCAUCAUCACCAAAUCAAAAUAUAAAUAGAAGAAGUAGAUUUAAUAUAGGAGAAAGUAGAGAAAGAUCAAUUUUAAAUCCAAUUUCAAUCGAAAAUGUAAAUAAUAAUAAUAAUAAUAAUAUAAAAUUAAAUGGUAGUGGUGAUAUGGAUACUUCGUCUGAUAAUAAUAGCAGUAUGAAUAUAAAUAGUAUAAAUAAUAGUUCAAAUUUAAAUGGAUUUAAUGGUUUAUCAUCACCUAAUCAACAACCCAAUUCACCAUCAAAUAGAUCACAACCAAAGAGACAAAGAGAUUUAUUUUUACAACAACAACAACAACAACAACAUUCCGACCCAUCAUCUCCAAAUAUAAGCAGUAAUAAUUUAUUAUUAUUAAAUAAUCCUAAUGGAGGUAUUAAUAGUAAUAAUAAUAGUAAUAGUAAUAAUAGUAAUAAUAGUAAUAAUAGUAAUAACAUCAUCAACAAUAAUAAUACAUCAUAUACACCACCUUUAGCUUCAUUCACUUCAAUAUUAUCAAUUGCAUCUUCACCUUCUUCUUCACCUGUAAUAUCAUCAUUGGCACAAUUAUCUUCUUCACCAAAUUAUAAUUCUGGUGGUUUCUCUUCAUUUAUUGAUAGUAAUAAUAAUAAUAGUAAUAACAAUAAUAGUGGUUUAGAGAAUAAUUCUCCCUCAAGAAGAUAUAAAUUUCAUAAUGGCGGAAUUAAUAAUAUCAGCAGUGGAAAUUUAAAUUCUUUAAAGGGUAUCCCAAAGUAA